Molecule: messenger RNA, 1954 nt
Organism: Hordeum vulgare subsp. vulgare (domesticated barley)
Lineage: Eukaryota; Viridiplantae; Streptophyta; Magnoliopsida; Poales; Poaceae
Product: heavy metal-associated isoprenylated plant protein 41-like
Exons: 3
Coding region: 144-1589 (481 amino acids)
Biological process (GO): rRNA base methylation
Cellular component (GO): cytoplasm
Molecular function (GO): rRNA (uridine-N3-)-methyltransferase activity
Source: RefSeq, a predicted model, not a curated record
CGGCUCCCUCGCCGGAGCGGUCUGGUUGCAGCUUGGGUUGGGAGGUGGACCCGAGUCCACGCGCUUUCCUCUCUUCUCCCCGCACGGGCGCACAGGGACCGCUCUGCUCUGCUCUAGCCGCUGGUGGAGACUGGAAAGGAGUAAUGCGGCGGCCACGGCGGCUAGGGAAGCCCGGAGGCGGGGGGAAGGCGGCACCGGGGGCCGAGGCUGCGGCUGCGGCGGGACUCAAGGAUGCUGAGGCGGGUCCCGUGAUCGCCGUCGGCGGGGAGGGCGAGGCUCCCGUGCAAGGGGAUCCGGCGCCGGCGCCCCCCGCCGCUGAUCGGAAGGCCGAUGCGCCGGCGGCGAAAGGCGCGGCGGAGAAGGAUGACGAGGGGGUGAGGUGGCUCAAGCACUACUCGUCGAUGCACAGCAUACUCGUCGUCGGGGACGGGGAUUUCUCCUUCUCGCUGGCGCUCGCCGCCGCCUUCGGCUCCGGCGAGCACAUCGUCGCCACGUCCCUCGACUCCUACGACGCUUUAAAGAGGAAGUAUGGCAACGCCGAGGCAAAUAUUACCGAGCUGAAAAGGUUGGAGUCUACAGUUUUGCAUGGCGUUGAUGCAAAACUAAUGAAGCUUUACCCUUCUCUGAAGAUGAGGCGGUUCGAUCGGAUCAUCUUUAAUUUUCCUCAUGCUGGGUUCAACGGAAAAGAGGAUAACCCGCUAGUCAUCAACUUGCAUAAGCAGCUGGUAAAUGGAUUUUUUGCCAAUGCACGACACCUACUUCGUCCCUUUGGUGAAAUCCACCUUAGCCACAAGACAGGAUAUCCUUACGACGCAUGGGAUAUCGAGCAACUAGCCAAUGAGUCUUGUCUUGUUAUGUUUGAUAAAGAUAUUUUCUGCAAAGAGGAGUACCCUGGUUAUAACCAAAAGAGAGGAGAUGGUGCAAAGUGUGAUCAAUCUUUUGCUCUAGGUCCUUGCUACACUUUUAAGUUCUGCAUUGGAGACGUAAAGAAAGAGAAGAAAAAGUGUGGAAACGUUAUUGGUUCAGUCUCAUCCCUUGGAGGCAGCAAAUUCUACCCUGGCAUGUUGGCAACUGACACGAGACCAUUUGAUCCGCGUCCACUUGCUCCAGCAUGGCCUCGGCCAGAUUUUCCUCCAGCCAACAGAGUUGAGAUACCGAUCAUGUUUGAUCCUUACCCCUUUGGAGGUCCUCCAAUGGAACGUCCAGAUUUUCCAGUCAACUUCUAUGGCCGAGCCCCAGAGAGAGCUCCAUACUUUCAUCACCAGGACAUGAUCCAGCCACUGUGCAGAGGGCCACCGCUGCAUGUUUUGCCCAACCAACGUGGCUUUCAUCUACCAAUGGGGAGCCUUGGGCUUCCGGGGCAGCCUUGGCACCACGAGAGGCCUCCAGUUGUGCCACCAUGGAGAAGCGAUGACCACUACUCAGGAGAAUACCAGAGGAGUCUGCAGCGGGACUAUGAGAUUGAGAUGCAACUGAUGCCUGGAGAAGCCAGCCUGGGUUACUCUGUUUUCCUCGAGAAUCGCUACGGGGAGUCGGUUCAGAGGCGGGAGAGGCUGGAAAGGCUGAUUCACUUCUAUGGUGGACAGUGAAGGGUCGUUUUGGAGGCUUUGUCUCUGCUACAAGGGUCUCACUAGAGCAGAGAAACUCUGACCUUCCAAGAUGAUGCAACGUUUCGACAUGAGGUGUUUUGUACAGCUAGUGCCAUUUUGCGUGGCGAACACCGACCACUACUCCCCAGAACAGCACAAAGUAAUGCUGUUUCCUCCUAUCUGCUAUGUAGUCUAAACGAAUGCCUGUAGACAGCCAAGCCUCAUUUUGCAAUGGAGCUGUCUUUAGGGGCUCAAAAUAGUCCGCAGUUAUGUCGGUUUAUCAACGGUAAUCCUGAACUUGUAAGACUCUCCUGAUAUAUUACUGUCCCCUUAUGCAAGAGAAAAUACUACUACUAGUUAUGACA